Rotaria socialis is the source of this 870-nucleotide messenger RNA. The record is from the annotation of a GenBank genome assembly. Lineage: Eukaryota; Metazoa; Rotifera; Eurotatoria; Philodinida; Philodinidae.
AUGAAUGUUUCACCUUUACAAUUGGAUACCAAUUGUUUCAAUAAUACAUCUCAUUAUCAUCCCUCUUAUUAUGGUAACAAUAUGUCCUCAACUUGGUCGUCAUCAUCAUCUCUACUUUGUCCAUCGGCAACCAUGACUUAUCAAACAUCAUCUUUACCAUCUGCUCUCCAACCUAUCGAAAAUUAUUGUUCAAUUGACACCUAUUAUCCAUCAAGUUCAGAACCAAUAGCAUCAUCAUCCGAAAUGUCUGUUUAUUCUUCGUCAUCACAAUUUUCAUCGGCACCUAUUCUUCCUCCACCUCAUCUCUAUUCAUCAAAUGAUUUUAUCGUUCAAUCGUCAUCUUCAUCAACAAUGAUGUUACCACAAAAUCGCGCCAAUUAUACACGCCACCAACUUGUUAUGCUGAAUGAAAUUUUUAAAAAACAUAAAUAUCCAAAUAGUUUACAGAAAACACUUAUCGCGAAAUAUAUUGGUGUAUCACGUGAUCAAAUACGUAUAUGGUUUCAAAAUAAACGUCGAAAAGUACAAUUAAUCAAUAAAGGCCAAGCAAAGCAAACAAAAAAUGAUGUCGAAUGUGAGUAUGGAGAAUAUCGACGGCACUUACCAAAAAAUUUUCUUGGUGAUCUUUUUCAAGAAUUAUAUAAAGCUCGUGGAGCACCUGCACGUCUACCAGUUAAACGUGAUAAUAAUUCUAAAAUCGACAAUACUGAACAUGAACAACAAAAUCUUUAUUAUUAUCCAACAACAAUGAAUUCAAAUUAUUAUUACGAGCCAAAUCAUUUAAUUGAGCAAGAUGAUUCAUCACACGAAGAAAAUCACGGUCAAUACUUACCGAACUAUGCUCAUCAUGUCUACUCAGAUCGUUUAUAG